This is a messenger RNA of Mus musculus (house mouse), 3781 nucleotides long. RefSeq names its product exocyst complex component 1 (gene Exoc1). The coding region runs from base 116 to 577 and encodes 153 amino acids. NCBI's taxonomy places the organism in Eukaryota, Metazoa, Chordata, Mammalia, Rodentia, Muridae. The transcript is spliced from 4 exons. The record is from RefSeq and is marked validated. Gene Ontology annotation, cellular component: plasma membrane; cytoplasm; exocyst. Gene Ontology annotation, biological process: exocytosis.
GCUUUUCCCUGUUCAAUGAAAAGUGCUUCAAAGCUGCUAUUGCUGCCGGCGCCCUUCCUGAGUCCGUCUUGGAGCACCAACCUCGGCCGGCCGGCUGGCCUCGCGCUGAGAAAAGAUGACAGCAAUCAAGCAUGCGCUGCAGAGAGAUAUCUUCACACCAAAUGAUGAACGCCUGCUGAGCAUCGUGAAUGUCUGCAAAGCUGGCAAGAAGAAGAAGAACUGUUUUCUGUGUGCCACAGUGACCACUGAACGCCCCGUGCAGGUGAAGGUGGUCAAAGUCAAGAAAUCCGACAAGGGAGAUUUCUACAAAAGGCAGAUUGCUUGGGCCCUGCGAGACCUUGCUGUGGUCGACGCCAAAGAUGCCAUCAAAGAAAACCCGGAAUUUGAUUUGCAUUUUGAGAAGGUCUAUAAGUGGGUGGCCAGCAGCACGGCUGAGAAGAACGCCUUCAUCUCCUGCAUUUGGAAGCUGAACCAGCGCUACCUGCGCAAGAAAAUCGACUUUGUUAAUGUUAGCUCGCAGCUUUUGGAAGGUAAAGUGAAGGAGAAGGCAUACGCAGGAUCACGUAUCCUUAAAUGACUAUAUCGUUUGGCACUAUUCAAAGUAACUAGGAUACUGAGUUUGCCUCUCCAUAUGUCAUAAAACAUGUCAAAAUCAUUUUCCUUACUGAAAACAUUAUAUGCGUACAUUGUAGGAUAUUGUUAUAUUAAAAUUUUAAAGUAGAAUCUCUCAUCCCGGGCUUGGUGGCACAGGCAGCAGCAGUCCCUCCCUGCUUGGGAGGCUGAGGCAGAAGGAUCACCAGUUCAAGACCUGCCUCAGCGCCAGAGUGAGUGCAAAGCCACUCAAAGUCAGACUCACCCAAAAGAGUGGACGCUGUCUAAAAAUCAGAAGUGGUCGGCUGGAGAUAGCUCAUUGGUGUGCAAGGACACGGUUCAGUCUCAGUACCUAAAAAAUACUGCUGCUAACCCUUCAACAUAUAUAUUUUUUAAGGCUUUUUUCUAUGAAUACCUAAAUAGAGAAGUUUACACUUUUGUUAACAUUCUUUUUUCAUAGAAUGAAUUCAGCACAAACUUGUUUUUAAUGUUACUAAAUACUUACUCUAAAAUUUAUUUUAAACAGCUGUGGGGUAAAUGACCGUACAGCAGUACUUUUAUGUCCAGCAGAAGACUAACACAGUUCUGAUGUUACGCUACCUGAGUUUAAAUUCUGCCUUUGCCGGCUAUGUCCUGGCUUUAUGUAGUUAAUGGAAGCCUCAGGUUCCCUUAUUUGUAGUAUCUAACUCACAGUUAUUAUUUAUAAUGCAUUUCUUUGCUUAAGAAGAAGGGUCUCAGGUUUAUAGUAAAUGCUCAAUAAAUCUCAUCUCCUCUGGGCAGCAGAAUCCUUGGACAGGAGGCUGAUGAGGGCGCCUGUGAUUUGUCUGCCUUUGCAGAUUUGACUGUGUGGCAAGACAGCCUCUACUCUGAAGUAUGAAAAUGUUCAGUGAGGUCUCACUCUCUGCAGUUCCUUUCCUCGGGUGUAAGCUUCCCGUGGAAUGGCUCUGAAUGGCCUGGGAUGCCGUGUGCAUAUCACGCUUUAUUGUACAGAAGAAACCAGCUUGGCUGUUGUUUUGAGACAGGGUCCCCUGUGAGGCCCAGGCUAGCUUGGAAUUCACUGUGUACUCUGGGCUGACUGAAUUCGUGGCAGGCCUCCUGCCUAACAUUCCUAGUGAGCCAUCACGUCUGCCUUAAAACUUUAUCCAUGUGUUCACUGGAAGGAGGGCGGGUGCAUCCCAUGGCCCUUGUGUGGAGGUCAGAGGGAAAUGCUGUGAAGUUGGUUCUCCUUCCAUCUUUAUAUGGCUUCCAGGGAUUGAAUUCAGGUCACCAGGCAAGCGCCUAUACCCACUGAGUUAGUCUCUGGCCCCGUAUUCAAUAAUGUAAGAUAUAGUUUGAAGCAAACCAUUUAUCUAGCUACUUGCCUCUUUAUUGGUCCUCUUUUUAUUUGGUUGUGGACAUUUCUCCUUUCAAAUAGAUUAUUCUUCUCAGCAGUUCUACUUGGUGCUUAGAACUGACAGAAAGCUGGCAGAUAUAUCUGUCAGGCCUGAGAAGCCCCCAGACCCUGCCCCACCCAGACACUGGCCUGAGUUAUGAGCAUCACGGGGCUGCCCUGUCCCCAGUGCCUAGACUGUGGGUGUGCUGAGGACGUGACCCCUUAGUAGUGUGUGGUCAUUGACAGAUUCAUUUGCUUUGAAUGACUUUGACCAAUUGAAGCAAGAAUAUUCUGAUUAGCUAAUCAUUCAUUGAAAAACUUGCUAUUCUGUUUCCAAAUAUUAUGUUUCCAGAUGUUAUGUAUACAUAGUUAUAUUUUAAGCUGAUGUAUUUCAUUAGGACAACUAUAUUGAAAAAUGUAUACUCUAUCACUAAAAAACAUUACCAAAAGAAUACAAAGACUAUUGCUGAUUUUAAGGAUAAAAUUGAACUUUUUUUUUAAAGGUACUUAACUUUUCAGGACACACAGCCAAAUGUUGAUAUUUAUAAAGAUGAGCUCCAGCUGAGAUUGGUUUUAAGGAUGCUAAAGUCCUUCGGGAUGUCAUUUCAGAAACCAUUUUCUGUUGACCAGUAACUGUUGUUUUGGCUUAGUGUUCUGGGAAAGCUUUAUAAAUGUCUAAAACUAGUCCUAAUGGGCCCUAAAUCACAGCCAUUAAUGCCAGUUUUUAAGAAGUAAAUGUCUCUAGGCUUUGGGUAAUGUUGAGGGAAAACCCGCAUUACAACCUCUUUUGAAGCGCUAAAUAAUGAGCCAAGUAGGUCAGCAAUGCUAUUGUAAAUGUUCUAGCAGCAGCAGCAGCAGCAUUGGUAGUUUUUAUAAAUGACAAUGGGAUGCUGGAGUUUUAGAGAUGGAGAGGGAAGUUCUUUUUGUUUAAGCCUUUUCUUUUUUAUCCUUUGACUUGCAGCCAGAUAUUUAAACAACCUUCCACUUGAAUCCUUGAAUGCCUGCUUGUACGCAGUCUCCUGUGUUCGUUUCUUGCCUCAGUCUUAGUCUUUGAAACAGUGUUUUGUGACUAAUCCUUUGUGAGGGAGUGUCCUGGCAAAGCUUUGGACCUUGAGUGAAAAUAACUACACUGAAUGCAUGAGUCAGAGCUGACUUGAAAAUAAUCCCAGGAAAGGGCUCGCUUCCCAGCGUCCUUCCUCAAGGUCUCGUCUGCUUCUGAAAAAGAAAAGAAAAUAGGGACGUGCACUUCGACGAGACAAUAAGAAAACAAGCAUGCAAGUUUAGCUUCUUAGGGAUCGUCCCACUGUGUCUGGAUGUUGCCUUGAGACUCCAAGUUUAGCGUGAAGUUCAAAACGAGAUAUGGGUAGUAGUUAAAAGUUUUAAAUCUGUGUACUUUCCUACCCAGCUAAUGUUCUUUGCUUCCUUUCCUCUGCCUUCUUCAUACCUUUUCCUCCAGAACUGCCUAAAGUUACAGAAGGUGCGUAACACCUUUUCUUCCUAUUCUAGUCCACCUGUAUGUAUCACUUGCUCUGUUAUCCAUGGGGUGUGUAUUUCAUGGAGUUGUGUACAGGGAUACAUGUAUUCAAAAUCCAUAUAGUAAUCAAACCAAUAGUAAUAUUCAUUAUUAGCUUCCAAAAGACUAUUUCAGGAAAAGAAAAUACUACUAACAUAGUUUUUUGAUGACAAAACACUUGUUUCUUUUCAGUGUUUAGUGUAACACUGUGGUGGGUUAUUUAGGCAGUACCUGCCCUCUAGUGGUUAAUAUGGAGUCACAUCUGAUAGUUGAGCAUCUCCACAAGCAACAAAAUGGUCUCAUUG